GCUUAUCGAGUGAGGAAUGGCAAUAUGUGACCCAAGAGAGGUGGGUGAAGCAGGAACGACUUCUUCAUUCAUCGUACAAGUUUACUGGCCUGAAGGAUAUCCUGACGUUUUACCUUGAGAAAAUAACUGAAGAAUUAGUGUCUGUUGCUGAAGAUCAACUUGGCUCAGCACUAACAUUUAAUUUAAUUGAGUAUCUAAAGGAAAAUCAUGAGCGAUUUGCUAAGUCUUUUGCAGUUGACAAAGUAGAUAAGUCACAAAGCCAUUCAUUCUCGAGUGAAACCUCGUCGGUUUCUCGUAAACAGGAUAAACUACCUCAAUUAUCUAAAAGUCAAAAAAGGAAGCACCUAGAUAGACUAGGACAAGAUGGAGAGUUACCUAGAGGUUGGAACUGGGUUAGUGUAAUAAAACACCUGCAACAAACUGGAUCAGCAUCAUAG
This is a messenger RNA of Schistosoma rodhaini, 437 nucleotides long. The record is from the annotation of a GenBank genome assembly. Lineage: Eukaryota; Metazoa; Platyhelminthes; Trematoda; Strigeidida; Schistosomatidae.